Cucurbitaria berberidis CBS 394.84 is the source of this 150-nucleotide messenger RNA. RefSeq lists its product as uncharacterized. The transcript has a single exon. The annotation marks the transcript as partial. The record is from RefSeq and is a predicted model, not a curated record. NCBI's taxonomy places the organism in Eukaryota, Fungi, Ascomycota, Dothideomycetes, Pleosporales, Cucurbitariaceae.
UAUUUUACUAGCGCCAAAGCUCCUACUUAUUCUACACCUUUUAUAUUUUUUUAUAAUAUUAAACUAGAGUUAAGCUCAACAAAGUUUUUUUUUUCUACUAAUUUAGCUAAGCCUGUUCCCUUAGCUAUAGUUUUGCUAAAUAGUAAAUAG